AACUGUCUAUACAGUCAUACUGACAAAAAACUGACAUUUUUCAUUUCUCUUCUCCUCUGCACAACAGGAGAAGAGUGUGACUCUUUUUUCUAACAAAAAGCGAAUCUCAACUUUUCUACUGCUCAGCCACUCUCUGUAAAGUCAUAUUAUCCGUUUAAGGCACAAUAUCCACUAUCAAAAGAGGCUGAGAAGGGGAGAGAGGCAACAUGCAAAACAUUACCUGAGAGAGUAAUUGUGAUGAACCCCAGCACCAUUCUCUCAAGUAUGACAUACAAAUGCAUAAAUUACAAUUAGAGCGGAUAUAUUGAUAGUUUUGAUUUGUGUUUAUUUUCAAAGGACAAGGUAUACCCGGACAUAUUCCCCACAAAGAUACAGAGUCAGCAUCCAUUUCAAACAAAGCUCUGGUAUCUUGCCUCUCUAAAUGAAUUAUGUUGUCACGAAGCACUAUGAUCUACUAUAUGUCAAUAUUGUUUUACUAGCAAGUCCGUCGAGUGAGGUGGGCCACAUAGACACUGUGCCAAUAUUAUCAUUCCUGGCCAGUGUGUGACUAAGUCUCCAAACAAAAGUUGCUACUCUCUCAGGAGAGAGUUUUUAUCGUUUAGAUGUACUCACUCCUAUCUGUCGGGCCCUAAUUGCAUCUCGCAUCUGAGAGAGAGAGAGAGCGAGAAAGAGAGACAGAGAGGGACUGGGAAAACAGUCCUCAAGCACAGAGAAACAGUGAAUGUCCCACUUCACUGAACUGAAGCGAACAACUAAAGACAUGCAUCGUGAACAACUAGAAGACUCUGCCUUUAAUCUUGACAAUGGGGACAAAGGUUCACCGCUGGGACAUCACCUUUUGACAAGGCAAUAUGAAAUAGGGCACAUGAAAAACGUUGUGGUGGUUUCAUUUGGAUUUUUGCUUUUAUUCACUGCUACUGGAAGCCUGCUCAAUCUACAGAGCAGUCUGAAUGCUGAUGAGGGCAUGGGUCUGGUGUCCAGCAGUGUGACCUUUUCCUCCAUCGUCCUGUCUUCUAUGUUCAUCACCCCAACAGCCAUCAGGUACCUGGGAUGCAAAUGGACCAUCUUUGCUGGGAUGGCUUGCAAUGUCGUGUACAGCUUAGGAAAUCUUUAUCCAAGCUGGGCAACCCUGAUGCCCAGCUCAGUGAUUGUGGGGCUGGGGGAGUCUCCGCUUUGGGCGGCCACUAGCACUUACUUAACAAUCAGCGGAGGACUGCAUGCAGUUGAAGAAAACAAGAAGAGUCAAGAUGUGAUCAACCAGUACUUUGGGAUUUUGUAUCUCCUCUACCAGUCCUCAGCAGUGUGGGGUAACCUCCUGUCCUCUCUGGUUUUAGGACAGGAUUCCACAACAGUGAACAGCACAGGUGAUGAUGUACUGUUCUGUGGAAUGGACAGCUGUGGAGUCCCCGAUGUUUCUCUUGGAAACUCCACCACCAGGCCAAAUGACAGACUGCUGUACACACUCUUGGGCUGUUAUGUAGGCGUGGGUGUUUUGGCGAUGUUGCUGGUUGCUGUAUUCCUGGAUAAUAUUUGCAAAAAAGAGAAACCAGAGGCAAUGAGCCAGCAGACAGAGACAUUUUGCAGCACACUCUUAGCCACAUUCAGACGACUAAGAGACAAGCGGCAAGUUCUCCUCAUACCAGUAACAUCAUACAUUGGACUGGAACUCGGCUUCCUGAAUGCAGAUUAUACCAAGGAUUAUGUAACAUGUGCCAUAGGAAUCCACUUUGUUGGAUAUGUCAUGAUCUGCUUUGGUGUCACCGGGUCCUUGUUUUCCUAUGUGUUUGGGAGGCUGUCGCAGUACAGUGGAAGAGUGACACUUUUUAUCUUGGCUACAGUCACACAGCUCUCCUGUAUCCUGGUUCUUCUGCUCUGGAAGCCUAAUCCAGACCAGCUGCCUGUCUUCUUUGCUAUCAGCGGCCUGUGGGGAAUGGCAGAUGCUGUGUGGCAAACACAAACCAAUGCCCUUUAUGGAGUUCUCUUCCAUAGCCAGAAGGAGGCAGCAUUUGCCAAUUAUCGUCUUUGGGAGUCUGUGGGAUAUGUGAUUGCAUUCGCCUGCAGUUCUUUUCUUUGCGUGGAUGUUAAGCUGUUCAUGCUUUUGGUUGUUCUUCUGCUGUCUGUAACCCUGUGCUGUAUUGUUGAGUAUGAGGAGUACAAAAACCCAACACCAGGAAUUGAGGAUACCAACUCUGUGGUGCCAGAAGACACUGUGCUAUAAAUUCUUGAUACACCAUGUCUUUUUCUCCAUGCCAACACACCUAGAUAGGUUAUAUUUGUGGAAUUAUUAUACCAGCACAAAUCACCUAAUUGUGUUGUGUUGAGAUGACAUUUAAAACUGUAAUGGAUUGUACAAUAUAGAUCUGUUUAUAGAUGUAUUAGGCUACAUUGAACUUGGCUCCACCCAAGAAAGUGCCUCAUUUUAGUCAACUUUACCACUUUGGCAGUGGUGUUACUUGAUUAUUGGGGGGUUGUAUUGGCGGGUUUUGCACGCUUGGCAGCAACGGU
Molecule: messenger RNA, 2505 nt
Organism: Sardina pilchardus (European sardine)
Lineage: Eukaryota; Metazoa; Chordata; Actinopteri; Clupeiformes; Clupeidae
Product: protein unc-93 homolog A-like
Exons: 8
Coding region: 722-2218 (498 amino acids)
Source: RefSeq, a predicted model, not a curated record